This is a messenger RNA of Polychytrium aggregatum, 1772 nucleotides long. RefSeq lists its product as uncharacterized. Bases 154 to 1536 code for a protein of 460 amino acids. The transcript has 3 exons. The record is from RefSeq and is a predicted model, not a curated record. Lineage: Eukaryota; Fungi; Chytridiomycota; Chytridiomycetes; Polychytriales.
CGGCCAUCGACCGACUUGCUCUCCAUCAGUCCGCUGUCCUGCCUUCUCCGUCUGCCCUGCUUGAUCCUCCAUCCGGCCCUUCCCCAGAUCCAAGAGCAAGUCUGCUGCAUAGGCACCCACUCUGUCCUCGUCGCCAACUCCCCAAAGCCCGCCAUGUCGUCCAACCCCAGUGACAAGGGUGAUCGCCCUGAUGUCCCCGGCAAGGCUGCGGCCAACACCUCGCCCACCAGCUCGACGGGCGAAUUCAAGCCUUGGCGGCCGCUCGAAAGCAAGCCGUUGCCUGAACCAGCACAGACCUACACCCAGUUCUCGGCGGCCCCGUCCAACUUCCCAUCUUCGACAAGCCCCGUCCAGGCCGCCACCCCGUAUGUCCGCCAGUACUCCGAUCACCAGCCCGGCCCGUCCAGCUACUACGCCCAGCAGCCCAGCUCUAGCCACUAUGGGCCCUCACCCCCGGCAGACCGGUACUACGAGCAGUCUUAUGCUCGUCCCUAUGAGCAGUCGUCCGGAUCAGGCUAUUACAGCCAGUCCCCGCCCGCCUCGGCCUCCUAUGCCGCCGGCUCGACCGCCGGAUACCGCCAGCCCACGGAAUAUGGCCACCCCACCUCGCCGACCGAGUACCGAAACCCUGUCUCACCAAGACAAACGCAGCGGCCCUAUGGAGAUGCCAGUAUCGUUCCUACACAAACCUCGUAUCCGCCUCAGCGAAGCAAAUACGAAGCUGUGCCCACAAAAUCGCUGGACUAUACCCCCGAUCAGCGCGGGCUGUAUGCGCAUCCGGAGCAUCGCCAGACUUCCUCGGUUGAUAAGCGACAGAAAACAUCCAACGCCAGAGUGCUGGAUCCCGCCAGCGACACUGGAUAUGAUCGUCGGCCCAAAGACAGGCGCUACUGCUGCUGCUUUCGUACCCGGCGAGGCUGCUGCACUUUCUCCAUCCUGCUCACCAUCCUGAUCCUGGUCGGUCUGGGUCUGGCGGUGUACUUUUUGUAUCCGCGCUUCCCGACGAUCAACGUCUCGAGCCCUUUCCUGCUGAAUAGCAGUGCCGGCUUGACGACCCUGGGCUCGCUUGGUUCUGCAUCGGCGGCCAGUCCGUUCGUCUUGUCGUUCGGCUUUGCAGUCAACAUCACGGUGAACUCCCAGAACUACAUUGACAUUUUUGUGUCGUCGCUGACGGUGAAUAUCAACCUCCUCGACAACAACGGAAACCCGCUCUCGUCCGUCAAAGGAACUGGAGUGGCCAACAACUUCAACAUCCGCUCCUUCCAGACAUCGGUUGUGACUUUGCCCACGAACGUUUCCUAUACCACAACCAGCCCUGUCAGCGUCAAAAACAUUGUCGACCCUGACUUUUUGGUGCUGGAGUCGUCCUGCGUCGGGUCGACGCCCUUCAACUUCAAGUACACCGGCUCUCUGACGAUCCCGCUGAUCUCUUGGACCGGGUAUCACCCCAGCUUUGAUGGAACCUUUACCCAGGACUGCCCCAGCGCUAUGCGAACCGCUAUUGCGAGCCUGAUCAACGGAGGCUCGUUCCUCUAGCGUCCUCAGAUCUGCCGCUGGCCGGGCUGUGGCUCGGCGCAGAGGCCUUGGCAUCGUCCGUUCCCUCCACGCCGUUUCGGCGACGAUCGGACCUGGGUACGUCAGCGCCUUCCUGACGGCCAUUGCAACGAUAUUCACUCUGCAACGUUCACAAAUUGUAACAGGGCGUCUCGUUUGCUUUCGACUUUUCUUUAUGUUUUGAGUGGGAGUCAAUACAUGCACAUCCAUCAUUCACA